Saccharomyces kudriavzevii IFO 1802 is the source of this 903-nucleotide messenger RNA. It is a transcript of the gene SNP1, whose product is annotated as U1 snRNP complex subunit SNP1. Gene Ontology annotation, biological process: mRNA splicing, via spliceosome. Gene Ontology annotation, molecular function: mRNA binding; U1 snRNA binding. Bases 1 to 903 code for a protein of 300 amino acids. The transcript has a single exon. Gene Ontology annotation, cellular component: precatalytic spliceosome; U2-type prespliceosome; U1 snRNP. Lineage: Eukaryota; Fungi; Ascomycota; Saccharomycetes; Saccharomycetales; Saccharomycetaceae. The record is from RefSeq and is a predicted model, not a curated record.
AUGAGUUACAAUCUAUCCAAGUAUCCUGAUGAUGUGUCGAGGCUUUUCAGACCAAAGCCUCCUUUGCCUUACAAGAAACCAACAGAUUAUCCGUAUGCGAAAAGGCAAACAAACCCAAAUAUUACCGGUGUUUCCAAUUUAUUAUCAACAUCCUUGAAACACUACAUGGAAGAACAUCCCCAAGGUACCCCCAACAACCAUCUACAAAAAUACGAGGAUGUCAAAGUUUCCAAGAUCAAAAACUCUCAUUUGAUAGACCGGAAAUUACAAAGCUGGAAUCCGAAUGCGGACCCUCAUAUUAGGGACACAGAUCCCUACAGAACGAUAUUUAUUGGGAGAUUACCAUACGAUCUCAACGAAAUUGAACUGCAAAAGCAUUUUGUUAGGUUUGGCGAGAUUGAGAAGAUUAGAAUAGUCAAGGACAAGAUCACCCAGCAAAGUAGAGGAUAUGCCUUCAUAGUGUUCAAAGACCCAAUCAGCAGCAAAAUGGCAUUCAAGGAAAUCGGAGUGCACAGGGGUAUCCAGAUCAAAGACAAGCUCUGCAUAGUCGAUAUAGAAAGAGGCAGAACCGUCAAGUACUUCAAGCCAAGAAGAUUGGGCGGCGGCCUCGGGGGCAGGGGCUACUCUCACGGGGAUAGCAGACUGCCAGAAAGGUUUGCAAGCUCAGGCGCUGCCACUGUCAUGGACAGAAACUACUCUCUCAGACCACCACGCAUGGAACCAUCUUCUUCUGCGUACAUUUCCGAGAGAUACACUGGUUCCACGUCAGAAACAAGAUAUCAAGGUCACAGGCCUCUGCUCGCCGCCUCCACUGCCAUUCCUGCUGUUGCCUCGGUAUAUAAAUCCAGAAAUUCGCGGACUAGAGAGUCUCAACCAGUUGCCAAGGAAGUGCCAGACUACUGA